Messenger RNA from Pygocentrus nattereri (red-bellied piranha), 5102 nucleotides. RefSeq names its product calpain 15 (gene capn15). The transcript is spliced from 13 exons. The record is from RefSeq and is a predicted model, not a curated record. Gene Ontology annotation, biological process: proteolysis. The coding region runs from base 1650 to 5102 and encodes 1150 amino acids. Lineage: Eukaryota; Metazoa; Chordata; Actinopteri; Characiformes; Serrasalmidae. Gene Ontology annotation, cellular component: cytoplasm. Gene Ontology annotation, molecular function: calcium-dependent cysteine-type endopeptidase activity.
GGUGGGGAACGCUUCCCCCCGCCCCCUCAAGCGCGAGAGACCCGCAUGCAGGACGCAUUUUUUGGCUGGAGCUCGCGACGGAGGAUAAGCGGCGUCUCGUGUAAAGCGAAAGGACGGACGGGCACGCGCACGCAUCUUCUUCUGCAGGAGGCUCUGGGAAUCUGUAGGGAUAUUACGGCGCGCGCGCGCGCGCCAGGGAAAACCCGCCGGUUUAUAUUCGUCCGUCGCUUGGCUCGGAGCGCGAGGCUGCACGAGAUUUGUUUUCCGAGGAGCGCGAGGAGGCUCCUUCUUCCCGCAGUGCUAGCGGGGCUAAUGCUAAACACAAACGCGCGCGCACGCAGCACCGAGGCUAAUCUCCACGGCAGCUGCGGCAGCGAGUGGAGCCUCGCGCAUACCGGCGCGUCACACUGCACGAGAGACACGGCGGAGAGGGCACACAGGCGCGCGCGGCGGAGGGGGUCGGAGGCUAAUUUGGAGCACAGAAGUGGGCCAGAGAGAGGAGGCAGCAUCAGCCGAACGGCAUUCUGGGAAUAUCGUCCCUUACGAAGAAGGGGGAGGAAGUGGACCAGGGUGGACGGAGGAGUGACCCACAGGCAGUCGCUCUGGCAGCCUGAGUGGUCUGUCCUUCGGUCUGAGUGAUAAGUCUGGCUGUCCAGCUGGUUAAUGUGGCUGUCUGAGUGGUUUGUCAGGUAGAUAGAGGGGUCUAUACAGCAGUCUUGGGGGUCUGUCCAGCAGUCCGAGUGGUCUGUUAGGUAGAUAGAGGGGUCUAUACAGCAGUCUGAGUGGUCUGUCAGGUAGAUAGAGGGGUCUAUACAGCAGUCUUGGGGGUCUAUACAGCAGUCUGAGUGGUCUGUCAGGUAGAUAGAGGGGUCUAUACAGCAGUCUGAGUGGUCUGUCAGGUAGAUAAGGGGGUCUACCCAGCAGUCUUGGUGGUCUGUCCAGCAGUCUUGGUGGUCUGUCAGGUAGCUAGAGGGGUGUAUACAGCAGUAUUGGUGGUCUGACCAGCGGUCUGAGUGGUCUGUCAGGUAGAUAGAGGGGUCUAUACAGCAGUCUGAGUGGUCUGUCAGGUAGAUAGGGGGGUCUACCCAGCAGUCUUGGUGGUCUGUCCAACAGUCUGAGUGGUCUGUCAGGUAGGAUCUGUACAGCAGCCUAAGUGGUCGGUCCAGCAGUCUCAGGGUUCAGUCCAGUAGUCUUAGGGGUUUAAUCUGGCAGUCUGAGGGGUCAGUCCAGCACUUUCAGUCCAGCAGUCUGGAGGGCUCGGGUCCGGCAGUCUGACAGGUCUGUCCAGCAGUCUGAGUGGUCUGUCAGGUAGAUAGAGGGAUCUGUACAGCAGUCUGAGUGGUCUGUCAGGUAGAUAGAGGGAUCUGUACAGCAGCCUAAGUGGUCGGUCCAGCAGUCUCAGGGUUCAGUCCAGUAGUCUGAGGGGUCAAUCUGGCAGUCUGAGGGGUCAGUCCAGCACUUUGAGAGGUACUCCAGCAGUCUGGAGGGCUCAGGUCCGGCAGUCUGAGUGGUCAGUGGAGGCUAUGCUGUUGAGGUCAGUGAUGUAUGUAUGAAAUGGAGACGGCUGGAUCUGGACUGGGCGAGGAGAGGUUUGGGAACACCUGACUGUAGUUCACGUGCUGUUUCUGGCAGUUCCAGUCAUUGUGGCGAUGGGCAGUUCGGCAUCGUCUUUAGCGACGGAGACCGAGUCGGAGCACGGCUUCAGUAGCGCUGCGUACCCUCCGGCGCCCCCGGUGGGCUGGAUGAGGAACAGCCACAGCAGCCCGGUGUGGGGGAGCACCUUCAUCACCCGGCAACAUCCCAUAGCACACAGAGAGCGCAGUCACUCUCACUCUCCCGGCUCCAUGGCAGCAGUGGUGAGCUCUGAUUGGUCGUGCGGCCGCUGUACGUUCCUGAACCCUGGUGGUUCUCCGAGAUGUUCCAUCUGCGAGGCUCCGCGUCAUAAACCCGACCUCAACCACAUAUUGCGUCUCAGCGGCGCCCCAGAGCCACGCUGGACCUGCCCCCGCUGCACUUUCACCAACAACCACGCUGCAGGAGCAUGCUCCGUCUGUGGCUCCGCCCCCUCGGUCCCUAACGGCCCCACCUCACCAGCUCAGACCCCCCCCACUUCCACAAUAGAGCCUACCUCCAGCUCGGAGCCUAGAGGACAGCAGGCCAAUGAGGAUUCCCGGGAGGCGGAGCCCAACGGAGAGGUCAGAGUGAAAGUAGGCGGGGAUUUGUCCUCAGGGUGGGCGUGUCCUCGAUGCACAUUAGUCAACACGCCAGUGGCGAUGUCCUGCUCUGCAUGCGGCGGCCCGCGGAAACUUUCGCUACCCAAAAUCCCGCCCGAGGCGCUAGUCGUCCCGGAGGUCCGAACGCCUGUAACGGGGUUUCCUACGCAAACCGCAGGGGCUCCGAGCGCCCCGCCCCUUCUCAUCGACCUCACAGAGGACUCUCCACCUCAAGUCCCCUCCAAUUCACCAUCUCCGCCUCCUAACACUAACCCCGCCCCCUUUUUGCCACCAUCAUUCUCUUCCUUGCAAAACAACCCUGUUCCUCGCAGCAGAAGAGAAGUCCCACCCCCUGGAAGGCCACCAAACUCCACCCCGUCUCCUACGUCCCCCUCGUCUGCAGGCCCUGCCUCCAAGCCUAAAUCAGAGCAAACCUACCCAGUUAAACGGCUUAGCGUGUUGGAGGAGGAGGAGCCUAACCAUCCGACGGCUCCGGUUACAUCGCCGCCUUCCUGGAAGUGUCCAGGAUGCUCCGCCCCUUCUGGUCCUUCGGUGUUAGCUGCUGGGCGCUGCGAUGCGUGCAAGGGGUCAAGGUCAGGAUCGGGGUCAGGGUCGAGCGGUGAUGUCAUCGACGUUUUAGGAGAGUCGGUACGCUUCACGCCAGCAUCACCAUCCAGCCCCGACUUCACUUCCUGGGCGUGUUCCAAAUGUACGCUAAGGAAUCCCACCGGUGCCGGUCAUUGCACGGCCUGCGGAUCGUCCAAACUGCACGGGUUCUCCGAGCCCUGCACGUCCUGCUCACGCAAACAUGCGCACUCGCACCCGCAGGCUCGCGGAGGGGCUUCCGGGGCGGGGCAGGAGAAAGGCGGGGCCUCUCAGUGGGCGUGUCCGGCCUGCACACUGCUGAAUGAGGGGCGUGUUAAGCACUGUGUUGCAUGUCAUACAGCCCAGCAGUAUCUGAGCCUGAAGCGCAGCACUAAAGCCCUGAGGCGCCGGGAGAGCAUGCACGUGGAGCAGCGGCGGCGCACCGACGAGGGAGAGGCCAAGGAGCUGUGGGAGAACAUCGUCAGCUUCUGCAGGGAGAACGCGGUGAACUUCGUGGACGACAGCUUUCCUCCCGGUCCGCAGUCAGUGGGCUUCCCCGAGAGCGACAGCGUCCAACAGCGAAUCAAGAAGUGGCUCCGCCCCCAUGAGAUCAACUGCAAUAACUUUAAGGACCGCGGGGUGAAGUGGUCCGUGUUCCGCACACCCCGCCCAUCAGACAUACUGCAGGGGCUUCUGGGAAACUGCUGGUUCCUCAGUGCUCUGGCGGUCCUGGCGGAGCGUCCUGAGCUGGUGGAGCGUGUGAUGAUCACCAGGUCCAUCUGCCCCGAGGGGGCGUAUCAGGUCCGGCUCUGUAAGGACGGGACCUGGACCACUGUGCUGGUGGACGACAUGCUGCCCUGUGACGAGUACGGAUACCUGCUGUUCUCACAGGCUCAGAGGAGGCAGCUGUGGGUGGCUCUGAUAGAGAAAGCUCUGGCGAAGCUGCACGGCUCAUAUUUUGCGCUGCAGGCCGGUCGGGCUAUAGAGGGAUUAGCGACGCUCACCGGCGCCCCCUGCGAGAGCCUCAUGCUGCAGGUCAGCUCUACCAACCCGCGAGAGGAGCCCAUCGACACCGACCUCAUCUGGGCCAAAAUGCUCAGCUCCAAAGAAGCAGGCUUCCUGAUGGGGGCAUCCUGUGGGGGCGGGAAUAUGAAGGUGGAUGAUGUUGUAUACGAGUCUCUGGGACUCCGCCCACGCCACGCCUACUCUAUACUGGACGUCCGGGACGUUCAAGGCUACAGGCUGCUGCGUCUGCGGAACCCGUGGGGUCGGUUCUCGUGGAAUGGUUCCUGGUCGGAUGAGUGGGCUGAUUGGCCGCAGCACCUUCGUCACGAGCUGAUGGCUCACGGCAGCAGUGAAGGCGUCUUCUGGAUGGAAUACGGAGACUUCAUCAAGUACUUUGACUCGGUGGAUAUCUGUAAGAUCCACUCCGAUUGGCAGGAAGUUCGUGUUCAAGGCAGUUUCCCGAGCAGGGCCUGCGGACCACUCACUGUUACUGCGCUCACUGUACUGGAGAGAACCGCGCUGGAGUUCGCUCUGUUUCAGGAGGGCAGCAGGCGUUCAGACACUGCAGACAGUCACCUGUUGGAUCUGUGUAUCAUGGUGUUUCGGGCAUCCUUUGGCAGUGGGAAUAAGCUGGUUUUGGGCCGCCUGCUGGCCCACAGUAAGCGGGCAGUGAAGAAGUUUGUGGGCUGUGAUGUGAUGCUGGAGCCGGGCGAGUACGCUGUGGUCUGUUGCGCCUUUAACCACUGGCAGAUGAACGUGACAGGAUCCCCCACUCCAGUACCCAGUCCCACCAAUGGGCGGGGCCAGAGUCAGGACUUCCCCGGCUUCAUCCUGGCCAUCUACAGCAGCAGGCAGGUGAUGGUGGAGCAGGUGGAUGCCACGGCAACCACACUGGCCGACGCCAUCAUACUGCUGACAGAGAACAAAGGAGAGAGACACGAGGGCCGUGAGGGAAUGACCUGCUAUUACCUGACGCACGGGUGGGCUGGGCUAAUCGUCGUUGUGGAGAACCGACACCCAAAGUACUACCUCCAUGUAUCAUGUGACUGCACGGACAGUUUCAACGUGGUGUCCACCCGCGGCAGCCUCAAAACAAUCGACAGCGUUCCACCUUUACACAGGCAGGUGCUGGUGGUCCUGUCUCAGCUGGAAGGGAACGCUGGUUUCUCCAUCACACAUCGACUAGCCCACCGCAAAGCAGCGCAGGCUAAUCUGGGGGAUUGGACCCCCACCAAGGCCACACACUCGCCCCAACUCACCACGGACACAGAGGGGCUUCAUAAACCCCGCCCACUCUGA